Messenger RNA from Colletotrichum scovillei, 1149 nucleotides. RefSeq lists its product as uncharacterized. The coding region runs from base 1 to 1149 and encodes 382 amino acids. Lineage: Eukaryota; Fungi; Ascomycota; Sordariomycetes; Glomerellales; Glomerellaceae. The record is from RefSeq and is a predicted model, not a curated record. The transcript has 2 exons. Gene Ontology annotation, molecular function: S-adenosylmethionine-dependent methyltransferase activity.
AUGAGUCCACGGCAUAUCCAGGAGAAAAAGCACUUAUUGAAGCGUUUGAGCAAACACCAUGGCAAGUGGGACACCAAUCAUCCUCGUCAUCGGUUACUCGAGGCUCUAUUUGGCUUCUCAAGGUACAAGUCUAGGCAGAUGGCGGAAGUCGAUCGCUUGAAGGGAUUGUACAAGCACGUCACGAAAGCCCAGAAGAAGGUUUUGGAGACAACAGUUGGCUACUCGAAUAAGUUUGAUAGGGUAGAGCAGCUCCUCGAUGUUAACCAAGCACUGUGCGAUGAAAUCGUUGAGACCGCACUCAGCUAUUACGGACUCUCGCACGAUGACCUUGCACGGCAUAGCAAGGCAAAAGAUGAGGCCGGUCAAAUCGCCGACAAGACGAGCGUUUCCCAGGCCCUCAAACACUUCGUCCGGGACUGGUCCCGCGCUGGGCACGAAGAGCGGGACGAUGCAUUUCCGUGCCUCAUCGGCACGCUUCAAUCCCUCUUCCCCGACGGCAACCGGUCAAAUGUUCGGGCCUUACUUCCCGGCUCAGGUUUGGGCCGUCUAGCCCAUGAAGUCGCCGGUUUGGGAGGUUUUGAAGUGACAAGCAACGAGUGGUCCUCCUUCAUGAAUGUCGUCACCCGGUUUUUGGAGGCUCACCCCGAAGUGCAGACGACCUCGUUACAUCCGUUCAUUGACAGCUGGUCGCACCAUGCAUCAACUGAUGAUAUGAUGCGGUCCAUCUCAUUUCCAGACUGGCGGGUGAAUGCUAGCGCAGUCUUACUUGUCGAAGGCGAUUUCACAACCAGUUUUACGACACGGGAAGGACAAUACGACGUGAUAAUUACGCACUUUUUCAUCGAUACAGCAAGGAAUGUCAUGACCUAUUUGGACACGAUUUACUCGCUAUUGAGACCUGGUGGAUACUGGAUCAAUCAUGGGCCCUUGCUAUGGGGCACUGGUCCGUUUGUUCAGCUAUCGCUCAACGAAAUCGUUGAAGUCACGAAAAGUCUGGGAUUCGAGUUUUUGGAAUCUAGCGAGGCUUGUGGAGGAAUAACACUUCCAGGGGAGAGGGUUAGGGGCAAGAAAGCGGCGUAUGGAUUUGAUGUCAAAGCACUCACAACCAAUGCUUACCAGGCUCAGUCUUGGGUGGCAAAGAAAUCCUAG